CAGGAACCGGAAGCAGCUCCGUCGGCUGUUCCCCUGUGUUGUGUUGAUUUCUGAAGGAAAGGAAUACUUUGGAUUAACUGUCUUUUACACACGUAUUCUGCCCGUUUAACUCCUGUAUCCAACACUCAAAGAAGGCGACCUCUGAAUCAGUCCAUGGUAAACAUCUAACAAUGUUUAGCUUUGAGGGAGAUUUCAAGACAAGACCCAAUGUUUCACUUGGAGGAGCGAGUAAAAAGGAGGAGAAAUCAUCUCUGCUGCACCGCACGCAAGAAGAAAGAAGGAAAAGAGAGGACGAAAGAAAGCGACUGAAGAAUGCUAUUAUUAUCCAGUCCUACAUACGAGGCUACCAUGACUUGAAACGACAGUAUGCCAUCCAGAGGGCCCGGUUUGACGAGUGUGUGAGCCAGACGCACGGGGGGGGACCUCAGCAAGCCCUGGACGGUCCGACUCUCUGCCUCUUAUCCAGACAAAUCAUAUUUUUCUACAGACAGAGCGUGGAUGCACAUCGACUGAUAUGGUUGUGCCAGAACCUGGUAAAGCACAGCGGUCAGUUUGUGAAGCUGCUGGUGGGCCCACAGCGACAGACAUGUAUGUUCCAGAUCAAGAGGAUCUUAGGCUUCUGCUGCAGACUCCUUCAGAACUGCAGGGAUGACAGUUUAAAUGUGACCGUCCCCAUGCGGAUGCUAGACAUUUUUUCUUCAGAGAAAACCUAUCUUCCCGUUAUUCCAGAUGCUAACUAUGUAGCUUCGUUACUCGAGCAGAUUUUGCACUAUAUGGUACAAACAGGAUACUACAGGUCGCUGUACAUCCUGGUGAAUCACAGACUCCCCUCCAGUCUGGAGUACAGUGACGCUCCAUCGAUCCCAAUGGCAACCACGCUGUUGGAGCACAUCCUGAAACCUCUGCACUUUACAUACUCCUCCUGCACAACAGGCGCAAGGCAGUUUGUAUUCGCAGCCUUCACCGAGGAGUUCAUCUCGUCGCCAUUCACCGAGCAGAUCUUUCAUUUCUUCAUCCCGGCUCUCUCCGACGUGCGUCUCUCCUUUCCCUUCGAGGCCUUCCUGAGCUCCCUGCAGACCAUCAGCUCGCCCUCCGCCGCACAGAGCCGAGCACCCUGGGUGUUCUACUUCGUCCUCUCUGCAGGGGAGAACCGCUUAGGCUCUCUCUCAGAGGAGGGUCUCCUGCUGUACCUCCGCGCUCUGCAGUCCCUGCUGCCCCUGCUGCCGGUGUCAGAGAGCAGCAGCCGGCCGGAAGUCACCAGCGACUCGGAGGAUGACGACGACACCGGCAUCCAUCAUCAACCCAAGCAGGAUGACAGCCGGAUCUCUGUGCAGCUGAUCACGGAGGAGUGUGUUCACAAGCUGGACACAAAGCACCAGACCAACGCCCUGCUGAACCUGGUGUGGAGGGACUCGGCCAGCGAGGAGGUCUUCACCAUGAUGGCGUCCAUCUGUCACACACUCAUGGUGCAGCACCGCCUCAUGGUUCCCAAAGUCAGACUUCUGUACAGUUUAGCUUUCAACGCACGCUUCCUGAGGCAUCUGUGGCACCUGAUCAUUACCAUGACGACAAAAAUGAUCACAGGCUCCAUGGUGCCGCUGCUGCAGCUGAUCUCUCGAGGGUCUCCGAUGUCGUUCGAGGACUCGAACCGCAUCAUCCCCCUCUUCUAUCUGUUCAGCUCGCUCUUCAGCCACUCGCUCAUCUCUGUGCACGACAGCGAGUUCUUCGGUCACGAAAUGGAAGGUCAGACUCAGUCCUCCAUGAUGCCCUUCACGCUGCUGGAGCUGGUGUCCCUGUCCCGCUGUCUGAGGGACGCCUGCCUGGGGAUCAUCAAGCUGGCCUACCCCGAAACCAAGACGGAGCACCGGGAGGAGUACAUGGCCGCCUUCCGCAGCGUCGGGGUGAAGACCAACACAGCAGUGCAGCAGAGGAUCCAGGCCGAGCAGAAGCGCUGGGUGCAGCUGUUCAAGGUCAUCACUAACUUGGUAAAGAUGGUGAAAGCUCGCGACAUCAGACGACCCUUCUGUCCCGCAGGUCACUGGCUCUCGGAGGAGGUCAACAUCCGUGCAGAUAAGGUCACCCAGUUGUACGUGCCGUCUGCGAGACAUGUGUGGAGGACGCGGAGGAUGGGCCGCAUCGGUCCACUGCAGUCCACACUUGAUGUUGGUUUGGAGCCUCCUCAGCUGUCUGUGUCUGAAGAGAGACAUCUGGCCAUCCUCACAGAGCUGCCGUUCGUGGUUCCCUUUGAGGAGCGAGUCAAGAUCUUCCAGAGGUUAAUCUAUGCCGACAAGCGGGACGUGCAGGGGGACGGCCCGUUCCCCGACGGCAUCAGCGUCACCAUCCGACGAAACUACAUCUACGAAGACGCCUACGAUAAGCUUUCUCCGGAAAACGAACCCGACCUGAAGAAGAGGAUCAGAGUCCACCUGCUGAACGCUCACGGUCUGGACGAGGCCGGCAUCGAUGGGGGUGGCAUCUUCCGGGAGUUCCUCAACGAGCUCCUCAAAUCCGGCUUCAACCCCAACCAGGGCUUCUUCAAGACCACCAACGAGGGCCUGCUGUACUCCAACCCCGCUGCGGAGAUGCUGAUCGGAGAGUACUUCACCAGACACUACUACUUCCUGGGCCGGAUCCUCGGAAAGGCGCUGUACGAGAACAUGCUGGUGGAGCUGCCUUUCGCCGGCUUCUUCCUCUCCAAACUCCUGGGGACGAGCGCCGAGGUGGACAUCCACCACCUGGCCUCGCUGGACCCGGAGAUGUACCGCAACCUGCUCUUCCUCAAGAGCUACGAGGGCGACGUGGAGGAGCUGGGCCUCAACUUCACCAUCGUCAACAACGACUUGGGAGAAGCUCAGGUAGUGGAGCUGAAGAUGGGCGGCAAAGACAUCCCGGUGACCACGGCGAACCGGAUCGCCUACAUCCACCUGGUGGCCGACUACCGGCUCAACAAGCAGAUCCGGCCCCACUGCCUGGCCUUCAGGCAGGGCCUCGCCAACGUGGUCAACCUGGAGUGGCUGCGCAUGUUCGAUCAGCAGGAGAUCCAGGUGCUGAUAUCUGGAGCUCAUGUGCCAAUCUGUCUCGACGACCUGAAGAACUUCACAAACUACUCAGGCGGGUACACGGCGACCCACCCCGUGAUCACGACUUUCUGGGAGGUGGUGGAGGGAUUCACAGACGAGGAGAAGCGCAAGCUGCUGAGGUUCGUCACCAGCUGCUCCAGACCCCCGCUGCUGGGCUUCAAGGAGCUGUACCCGGCUUUCUGCAUCCACAACGGAGGCAACGACCUGGAGCGCCUGCCCACCGCCAGCACCUGCAUGAACCUGCUGAAGCUGCCCGAGUUCUGCGACCAGAACCUGAUGAGGAACAAGCUGCUGUACGCCAUCGAGUCCUCCGCCGGGUUCGAGCUGAGCUGAGAAAAACAGACACUUCAGACGGGAGUUAAAAAAAAAAAGCGAGCGUAGGGGAAGCAAACGUGAUGCACUGACCUGCCUGAUUUACUCUGUGUGUGUGUGAGUGUGUGUGCGUGCCAAGCGGAGGACGUGAUCACCUGCACACUGAAGCAGAAGAACAGGAGGGAAGCCUUUUUUUUAUCCUUUUAAGUAAUUUAAAUGUUUAAUCACGCCUCGGAAACGAUGAAGUUAAAACGGAAACAGGCGCCGCCGCUCUCUGGCAGUUAUCGCUCACCAAAGAUCCAGUGGCGUCUUAUUGAAAAGAGGAGGGGCUUCUUCAGGUUUAUCCACGAUUCAUAUUGCGAUAAACGUACCGAACGCGUGCAGUGGCUCAUCCUGCUGGACUAAAUUUGGGGGGGAAAUGGUUCUAUGAUUAUGGAUUUGUGAAUAUGUAUAUGUUUACUCUUGUAUUAUUCAUUUAUUCAGUAUUUGUACAGUUUUUCUUUUGAGCGGGGGCCUCGGUGGUGAUCCGUGGGGUAAGGCUUACGACAGGGUGCAGAGAAAAAGAGUGUAUGGAAACGAAUAAAUCCACUUUUCUUUUUUGCA
Molecule: messenger RNA, 3995 nt
Organism: Eleginops maclovinus (Patagonian blennie)
Lineage: Eukaryota; Metazoa; Chordata; Actinopteri; Perciformes; Eleginopidae
Gene: ube3c
Product: ubiquitin protein ligase E3C
Exons: 24
Coding region: 171-3413 (1080 amino acids)
Biological process (GO): ubiquitin-dependent protein catabolic process; protein polyubiquitination
Molecular function (GO): ubiquitin protein ligase activity
Source: RefSeq, a predicted model, not a curated record